GCCACAUCUCCCUCUCUCCCCCUGUAUCGCUCUCAACUGGGAUUGCAGAGAGAAAGAAUCACUGUCUCAUGCUCUGACCUCCUCGGUUUCCUUCAGAGAGGGAAGGAGCAGAAGAAAAAUCCCACCUAGGGUUUGUUUUGUUUAGAGACUGAUGAGUUCAUUAAUCUCUUAUAGGGGUCUCGUCCAGUUAAGGUUGAGCUUAAUUAACUUGAGAGUGAAGUGAAAGGGUGUUUUCAUUCUGAUGCCCAUGUCUCCCAUGUGGUUAUGGGCCAUUAUGCUUGCGUAACUGUGGUUUUUGCUGCUGCUGUGUGGUGUGUUGCUUAUGCUGUAGUGGCAAUCCUUGGACCUCUCCGUCUCUUCAAUAUUCCUUUUGAUUUUAUUCAUCCUUGGUAAUCAAGUUUGGUAUUUACCAUGGGUUAUGCGCAACUUGUUAUGGGCCCUGCAGGCAGUGGAAAGUCCACUUACUGCUCUAAUUUGCACCAACAUUGUGAAACCAUUGGGCGGAGAGUGCAUAUUGUUAACCUGGAUCCUGCUGCAGAACACUUUGACUAUCCUGUGGACAUGGAUAUCAGGCAACUCAUAUCUUUGGAUGAUGUUAUGGAAGAGCUUGGCUUAGGCCCAAAUGGGGGUCUUAUCUACUGCAUGGAGCACCUGCAAGAUAAUUUGCAAGAUUGGCUGGCAGAAGAAUUGGAGCAUUAUACGGAUGAUGAUUAUCUUGUUUUUGAUUGCCCAGGUCAAAUAGAACUGUUUUCGCAUGUUCCUGUCCUAAGGAAUUUUGUUGAUGAAUUAAGGCGCAGGAGUUUCAAUGUUUGUGCUGUUUACUUGCUUGAUUCUCAGUUCAUGACGGAUGUGACCAAGUAUAUAAGUGGCUGCAUGGCAUCUCUUUCGGCAAUGGUUCAGCUUGAACUUCCCCAUGUUAAUAUUCUCUCUAAGAUGGACCUCGUUACGAACAAGAAAGGACUUGAUGACUAUUUAAAUCCAGAGGCACGGGUAUUGCUGUCAGAAUUGAAUCAACAUAUGGCACCAAAGUUCACAAAACUGAAUGAAGCUUUGGCAGAGCUGGUUGAUGAUUACAGCAUGGUGAAUUUCUUGCCUCUUGACUUGAGGAAGGAAAGUAGCAUCCAAUUUGUGCUUUCGACGAUUGACAAUUGCAUCCAGUUUGGAGAAGAUGCAGAUGUGAAGGUUAAAGAUUUUGAUCCAGAUGAUGAUGCUGCAAGUGGUGAUGAAUAACCCCAUUCUAUGGAACCGAAUAAAAAACCAUUUUAUUUUCAGCAUGGAUUGGUGUUUUGCAUGUGUUACAAUUUUGGUUCUGUGUGGGUUUGGCAGGACGGUAAUUGAGCCCCUCGCCUUGCAUAUGUGAAAGGGAUUCUGGGGCAACGGGAGCUCGACCCUGAGAUCAAAAUCUGUAUGGUUCAACAGGUAUUGUUGAAAAACGUCCAAGGAAGAAACGGGUUUCAUGGAAUGUUUUAAAAUCCUCCGUUUGCUUACAAUGGAAAAAAUAAGGAGACCCCUUAUCACGUUGGGACUGUAAAGAAUUUUCUUGAAUUUUCCGUGGCUUAGCUCCAUCACAUUAUAUAUGCACAUGGAUGAUUCCCACU
Amborella trichopoda is the source of this 1598-nucleotide messenger RNA. Its product is annotated as P-loop containing nucleoside triphosphate hydrolases superfamily protein. Lineage: Eukaryota; Viridiplantae; Streptophyta; Magnoliopsida; Amborellales; Amborellaceae. Gene Ontology annotation, molecular function: GTPase activity. The record is from RefSeq and is a predicted model, not a curated record.